CUGAAACUAAGGCAGGCAUCCCACAUCCGAUGAAUAGCAGCUCUGUUCCAGCAGCUGUGCUUUCCCUCCCACCCAGCUAAUGAACUGGAGAAUCCACAAGGCUCCGGAUACUUGAUCUCUUGUGCAGGCUCAAGAGGACCAAGGAGGAAACCUGGGAGGCAAAAAGGAUGGGAUCUGAAAGAGAAAUGAUCAACCUUCACGACUCUAAUCCUGGCUCGAGGAGAGAAAAUGUGAUCAACAUCAACCAUUAUGCUACCAAGAAAAGUGUGGCUGAGAGCAUGCUAGACGUGGCACUGUUCAUGGCCAAUGCCACGCAGCUGAAGGCAGUGUUAGAGCAGGGGCCUUCCUUUCACUACUAUGCCACCCUGACCACCCUCAUCAGCAUUUCCCUCUUUCUCCAGGUGGUGAUUGGGAUUCUCCUCAUUGUGAUUGCACGGCUGAACUUGAACGAUGUGACAAAACAGCAGCGUCUGGACUUGCUGAAUAAUAUCGCCACGGCCCUGGUUUUCUUUACAGUCAUCUUCAACAUCUUCAUUACGGCCUUUGGAGUGCAGAAGACAGGGCUUUACCCAAGCCCUUACGGUCGGAGAUACUGAGCCUGAGCAGGCAGGAGAAUUGGACUGAGCGCACGGCAACCGACUGGGAUACCUUCGGCAGUUUUGCUGACACUCCUUAUGUGACAGGGAAC
Molecule: messenger RNA, 688 nt
Organism: Heteronotia binoei (common prickly gecko)
Lineage: Eukaryota; Metazoa; Chordata; Lepidosauria; Squamata; Gekkonidae
Gene: NINJ2
Product: ninjurin 2
Exons: 4
Coding region: 168-596 (142 amino acids)
Biological process (GO): tissue regeneration; cell adhesion
Cellular component (GO): membrane
Source: RefSeq, a predicted model, not a curated record